Molecule: messenger RNA, 735 nt
Organism: Podospora bellae-mahoneyi
Lineage: Eukaryota; Fungi; Ascomycota; Sordariomycetes; Sordariales; Podosporaceae
Exons: 1
Coding region: 1-735 (244 amino acids)
Source: RefSeq, a predicted model, not a curated record
AUGAAAGGCUGUUUUUCAUUCGCCAGGUACGCACUCGUUCUCUUGGGAGUGCUAUCUAUCCACAUGUGCUGUGACCUGCAACGCGCGACUUGUCCAUACCCAGGUUGUGUGUUUCUCAACACCGAAAAGCCGUGGACCCUCCAGUGCGAUGCUUAUCGUGCGAGAGUGAGAGAGAGCCCGGGGAAAUGGCCACCAUAUUCCUACGUGAUCUGUCCCAAUGGUUUCACGCCUGAGCCGCCGCCUAGAAGAGGGAAUCUAGGAGUGGCGACUGAUUACUGCGAAUUCCACAAGGAAGAAGUCUUCCCUCGGCUAUUCAAACAUCGUUGGAUACCUCAGGACAAGUGCGAGGUGAGGCGGACAAUUAACACCUUUGUUUCAGCCGUCACAGGGGCACUUUCGGCAAGCGAAGACUUGGAACAGGACAUGUGGGGCCAAGGUCAGAGGGGUAUAGACUUCCCCAGAGUUUCAUUUGGAAGUGUUGAGUGGAAUCGACCGGCAUCGUCAUACCUCUAUGAGGAGCCCAUCUCACCGCGAACGGUUUCGUCAGCGAUAAUACCGAACCUUGGUCCCGUUACGGCUGGACCAGGAGAGCAUCACCAUCUCCGUCUUGCACCUCUACAGACUGCACUAGAUGAUGGGUUCUAUUUAGACUUGCCGAAAGAACUUCAAGCGUGCAAUCCGGCUGCAAACGAACAAAUGGGCAUAGUUGAUGGCGCGCAAGUUCACUCUACUUAA